Molecule: messenger RNA, 1028 nt
Organism: Olea europaea var. sylvestris
Lineage: Eukaryota; Viridiplantae; Streptophyta; Magnoliopsida; Lamiales; Oleaceae
Product: zinc finger CCCH domain-containing protein 48-like
Exons: 7
Coding region: 16-795 (259 amino acids)
Molecular function (GO): protein binding
Source: RefSeq, a predicted model, not a curated record
UAGUUACUUUCCGGAAUGCUAAUAUUUUUUAUUUUUAUUUUUUUGCGUCUUGAUUUUCUUGUUUUUCUACAGGUGGUGGGUGUUUUGAAUUUGGGAGGUGCAGUAGGCUGCAUGCUAAGUGAAGGUCCAUGGCUAUUUGUUGGUUUAACAAAUCUCGUCAAGGCAUGGAACAUUGAAACAUCUUUGGACCUCAGUUUAAAUGGACCUGUUGGACAAGUCUAUUCCCUCGUCGUGGGCAAUGAUUUGCUCUUUGCUGGUGUCCAGGAAGGGACGAUACUGGCAUGGAAAUUCAAUGUUGCCACCAACAGCUUUGAGCCUGCUGCAUCACUCAAGGGCCACACGCUUGCUGUUGUGACAUUAGUCGUUGGAGCUAAUCGAGUGUACUCUGGUUCUAUGGAUCAUUCUAUAAAAGUAUGGGACCUUGAGACUUUGCGUUGUCUACAAACUUUGACAGAGCAUAUAGAUGUUGUAAUGUCUCUUUUGUGUUGGGAUCAGUUCCUUUUGUCAGCUUCAUUGGACAAAACUGUGAAGUGUAGGUUUGGGCUGCAACUGAGAAUGGGAACUUGGAAGUUACAUUUACCCACAAUGAAGAACAUGGGUUACUCACUCUCUUCGGGAUGCAUGAUUCAGAGGCCAAACCUGUGUUGUUGUGCUCGUGCAAUGAUAACUCCAUUCGAGCCUAUGAUUUGCCAACAUUUUCUGAGAGAGGGAAGAUCUUUUCCAAACAAGAGGUUCGCUCCAUACAAGUUGGUCCCGGUGGUUUGUUUUUCACUGGUGACGGAUCUGGUCAAGUAACAGUAUGGAAGUGGUCAGCUGAAACAACCCCAGCCUAGUGAGAUUAACCGUGUUUCUUUAACUAUAUUGUAUCGUUCUAUUCUUUGUUAAUGUACAAGAUUAACAUAUUGAAGAUGGGAGAAUGCCAGUUUGAGUAUAUUUUUCCUUUAUUUUUCUUGUCCCCAAAUCUUGUAAUGCCACUUCAACUGUAAGUACUGGAUAUUAUUAUACGCUUUGCAAAUUAGUUUCUAAAC